CAAUUAUUUAGUAUAUGUUUGUGAGCAGCAACGUUGCUUCAGUCACCUCACCGGUUACAUAACUAUAUAGUUGCCGACUUUGCAUGCCGAACCCGGCUAUCAACCCAACCUUCCAAGCCUUCGAUCGUAAUCGGAGCAAUGGAGAACUGGAAAUUUUUCAUUGGAGCUGAAGCGAUUGGGUUGAAUUCGAUAUCCAUGGAUUGGCAUCAAAAGCCUCUUUCGGGAAAAUGACGUUGUCCAAGAGAGUAAGGUUUCGAGUUACAGCACCCGUCAUCCUCCAUGAAAUCACUGAAAUCAUGCGCUGAAUACACUCCCAGCACUGGCAGUCGUUGCUAGUGGUUGCCGUUGUUUACGCGGCAUUACUUUUGCUUUCUUUUCUUUUCUUUUUCCUUUUUCCUUUUUCUUUUUUUUGGGAUUAUUCGAUGCAAGCCAAAGGAAUAUAAAAGAGGAGCGGAAAAAUGCUGAAGGCGGCUUGCGGCUUGGAAAUGGACGCUGAACUGGGAUGGGAGCCUCUUCCUUGACUUGCCUGCUGAAUCAAUACUCGCAGAUGGAUUGCGGGAAUGUUUUAGACCCGAUUAGAAGCUUGCCAGUUGCUCAACUAGGAGGAUGCAAUAACCUGAGCUGCACGAGCGUGCCAAACGAUAUCCCGAACUUCUCUAGACACUCUGCACCCCCAGACUAAUCCAUCCCGGGUCUGAAACCAAUCGUGAAAUGAAACUACUCUCAUGGAAGGUGUUUUGUUCUGCGCAUCGAUGCAAUCUGAAAUCGUAAUGCCGGCAAGGAAAGAAUCCCAUCAUGCUGCUGUGAUAAGCACCCGGAACCAUAUUUAGAAAAAGUCAAUUCUGAAUACCUGCAACUCAAACAAGCUAGCGGAAAGAUUCUCUUUCCCGAGUUAUCCAUAAGCUUAAAUUGGCUUCCGCUCCACGCCGUUCCACAUCUACUGUCUUUACGAAAUGGAAAGAGGGCAGCUCUAUGGGUUGGAUAUAGCGGCCAGAGUUACAUAACUUGGCGAGUUCUGCCACCUGGCAAACUACCUCGUUUCAUUCUAAAUCCUGAAUCUGGAUCUGUUGAUUGCAUAGCUCAGAUUCUGGAAAAUCUAGUGUUUGCAUAUCGUCUGGUAUCGGAUUCUGUCCAAAAUGGAGAUGAACAGUGAUGAAAAGACCCUCAGACAGUCAGUUUGACACAUUAGGGAUUCGAUUUGCCAUCUAUCACUAACCUUAAAAUUGUUCAGGAUUGAGAGGGAGUUGGACACUAAGAUCUACCCUGGCACGGAGAUUAUGACAGAUGUUGGUUCUCAUCAAUUUGUCAAGUGUUCAGAUCGUGUCUUGGUCCCACAGCCAUCUCAAGAGCCUAGUGAUCCUUUGAACUGGAGCCCUUUCUGGAAAGCAUGCGCGAUGUUUCUUUCAACCGCGGUGACAUUUACGCAAGCAUUUGGUCCCAUGGCUUUAGCGCCUAUGUUCCCCCAAUUAAUACAGGAGUUCGAUACCGACCUAGCUGGGGUAGUUAAAUUCACUGGUGUUUGCAUCCUGUUCCUUGGGUUUAGUAAUUUUUUCUGGGUCCCACUGCAAACAUGCUUUGGAAGAAGGCCAGUGCUGAUUUUGUCCACCUUGGUGUGUUUAAUCGCCUCAAUGUGGAGAGGCCUUGCCACGUCCUAUGGGAGUUUCAUGGGCGCCUCCAUUUUGAAUGGCUUUGGGGCUGGUCCAGCAGAGACCGCACAGCCACAAAUAAUCGCAGAUAUUAUGUUUCUCCACGAGCGGGGCGCAUACAAUACGCUCUAUUUCACCUUUUAUUUUGGCGCAUUGGUGGUGUCUCCCGUCAUUGGUGGAUCGAUGGCACAUAAUUUGAACUGGUGCGACUUCUGGUGGCUCAAUGUCGGCUUGCUAGGCUUUGUUCUAGUAUUAUUGGUGUUUCUUUUCCCUGAAACGAGAUGGCCCCGAAGCCAUCCCGUGGAUCCGGUUGAAGGAAAUAGGGUAGCUGACGAGACCACUGCCGCCAAAGCUGAUUCAACUGCUACCUCAUCGGCAAAGCCAUCUACGGAGCCUGACAUCGAAAAUGAACAUGCGAAUAGGGACCCGUACCUCCGCAAGGGAAGACCCUCAUUACGCCAGUUUAGGCUUUUCUCCAUGGUUGAAAAUCCCGUUAAAAGCCUGCUGCUUGACUUCUGGAUCCCAUGGAAGCUUCACCUCUUCCCCAUUGUCCAUUUAGCGGCUUUCAUUGUAUCCUGGUCGGCCAGCGUCUUUCUUGUGGUCAAUGUAACCCAGAGCCAGCUUUUCGCGGCCCCGCCAUAUAAUUUCAACAGUCAGACAGUUGGCUUUUUUAACUUUGCCGUCAUAGUUGGCAAUGGUAUUGGCCUGGCUACAAAUGGGUACCUCUCCGAUUGGAUUUCGAUGCGUGCCACGAAGAAAAACAGGGGUAUUCGAGAGCCUGAGAUGAGACUUCCAGCGAUGAUACCCUAUGUCAUUAUUAUGAUCAUUGGCAAUUUCGUCGUGGCAUUUGGUUAUGAGUAUAAAUGGGAUUGGAAGAUAAUCGUGAUAAUCGGCUAUACCGCCGUUGGAAUACAGGUAGCUGCCCUUCCAGCUAUAGCCAGUACGUACGCAGUCGACAGCUACAAACCCAUCGCUGGCAGUAUUUUCGUCACCAUAACCGUGAACAAAAAUCUCUGGGGCUACGGUUUGAGUGAAAUCAUUACGCCGUGGACACAGCGCAGCGGCUUCAUCCCAGCAAUCAUGCUGAAUAUGGGUCUGACGACUUUCUUCUGCGCUUGGGGGAUCGUGUUUUAUUACUAUGGGAAGCGGCUAAGGAAGAUCACAGCUAAUUCGAAGGUGCAUCAGAUGUGAUUUUACUUCGUAAUUGCGCGCUGCUAUUUUCCCUUGCCUGGUUUUGUGAUUUCCUUUUCUAAUGUCUAAUGACGUGAGUUGUGACAUGUGGCGUGGCCGAGGGGCAGGUUCUAUUGGGCAGCCAAUACUUAUGAAGUUCUUCUUUUUUUUUAAUAGCCUGUAGGGGCAAGGAUUUUAUCAUGACCAUAUAAUGACUUGUAUAUGAGGAUAGUGAUCACGCAUGUGAGUUUUAAUUAGUCGUUCUAGCAAUGAAGGCAUCUGUAUGAAAUGCUGAAUCUUGGGUUUGAAGAGAAACAAAUCGAAAAAGGCACAAUGUACGGAGUACAAGCAAGUGUGUUAGUUCGAAUUAUACGAUUCACCAUAUAGGUUGCAAACGAAUAUCAUUGACUUUAACCCAG
Blastomyces dermatitidis ER-3 is the source of this 3235-nucleotide messenger RNA. Its product is annotated as MFS transporter, variant. The record is from RefSeq and is a predicted model, not a curated record. Gene Ontology annotation, biological process: transmembrane transport. Bases 1278 to 2837 code for a protein of 519 amino acids. NCBI's taxonomy places the organism in Eukaryota, Fungi, Ascomycota, Eurotiomycetes, Onygenales, Ajellomycetaceae. Gene Ontology annotation, molecular function: transmembrane transporter activity. The transcript is spliced from 7 exons.